Messenger RNA from Bursaphelenchus xylophilus (pine wood nematode), 4259 nucleotides. The record is from the annotation of a GenBank genome assembly. NCBI's taxonomy places the organism in Eukaryota, Metazoa, Nematoda, Chromadorea, Rhabditida, Aphelenchoididae.
AUGACGUUUACAUGGCGGCUACUUUUAGUAGCCUGCCUUUCGCUGGCAACCGAAUGCAAAACUUCCGAAGAAGCGCCAAACAAAAACUUUAAGCGCGUGGAAGGCACGAAUUCGUACGAACUAAGUGUGAAAGACGACGAUAUGAUGCAAAUGUAUCAGAAGUGGAUGGACACUGGAAUGAGCUCGUUGUUCAGUGCAAUCGCCAAUAAAAAGUACGGAAAGUUGACAGGGAAAUAACUCAAAUGCGAAGCUUAGAUUUUGAUAAAGCUUGGCACAAAUUUAGAUUAGUUUUUCCAAGACGUAUGGAAGCCUUCCAGCUCGCGGUUUGCAGAAACGACCGAAAUUUUUAACACGAAAAAUGACAUUUUUUUUGCAAAUUUUGGCAUGAAAAGUUCCAUGCUUAUUUCAACCGUAGUGGUCAACGUUUCCACAAAAAAUAGUUUCUUCAUUCAAGAAACUGGCAAAGAUAUGGCCUAAAAGUCGGUUUUCUCUGACCAUUCUCCGCAUUUUACGUACUUUCUUGGCCGCAAAGGUCGUUUAAUAUCUCGGUUGCGUACGCAAAGCGUGAGAUAAAAUUUCCAGGAAUUGAUGAGGUCGCGAAGGUCAACUAUAACCCAAAAUCAGCCUUUUAUGAUACAACAAAACAUACAACAAAACCUUUGUGUAACGAACAGAUUUUUUUGGAGCCUAGCGAUUCGUUCAAAGAACCUCUCUAUAACGAACAAUUUUAGAGGUUGCGAAAGUCAAUUUUAAGAAAACAUGAACCUUUCUACAACGAAACCUUUCUAUAACGAACAAAAUUUUUCGGGUCCUAGCGAUUUAUUGCACCGACCUUUUGAGAUACUUACAACGAAAACCUCCCUAUAACGAACAAUUUCAGAGGUUGCAAAAGUCAGUUUCAGGCCAAAAUAAGCCUUUACACAACGAAGGCUUUCUAUAACAAAAAAAAUUUUUUGGUUUCUAGCAUGGGUUUUCUCAAGAAACCACUUUAAAAACGUAAUUUCACACCCCUGUUUCAGACUAAAAAAGCAUCGAAAGUCGAUAGCCACAAAGUUCGGGGAAUGCUCAACGUCCGCCGACGAUCUCAUAAAGCACGCCAAGUGCUUGAAACAACUGCUGAACCACAAAUUCGACACUCCAAAACCGAAAAAAUUCAAUCGCUUCAAUCGCUAUCGCCAACACAGAGUUGGCGACGAGGACGAGGAAAGUGGUUUCAAGCAACAACUGGAUGAAAACACAGUGAGAAGCAAGAGGGAGAUCAAGUCCGCCAAGGGAUACAGGAUGAAGGGAAGCAAGGUGGUGAUGACACCGAUGAUGCAGGUAAAUAAAGACAUAACAAUUGCAAAGGUUGAAAAAAUAAAGGUUACUAUGGCUCGACGGUUUUUGCAAACCGAACAACGAUUCAGCCCGCAGAAUCGGCGUUCUUGAAUGAUUAAGAUUUUUUAUCGAAUUUUGACGUGAAAAGUUUCAUAGUUACUGAAACGCAUGAUGUUUCCACAAAAAAAUUAAAAUAAGCUUUUCCAUGCGCAACUGCCAAAGAUACAGCUAAAAAGCGUUUUUACCUCUGCCCAUACUCUCUCUUUCGCCCACUCUCUCAAAUGACAGAAUUUGGCCAAAAACUAUUUUCUCUGACCGAUCUCCAUGUUUGGCCAAUAUCUCAGCUGUCCACCCAAAUCGUGAGUUAAGCUUUUCAGAAACUGAUAUUUAGCCUAUAUCCAACUUGUGCGCAAAACACAGUAAAAAAAAAUGCUCGUUGCACUUCGGAUAAUUUCUUGUAAAUUCCUCUCAGCAAAAACGUCCUUUCACAAACUGGCUUACAAAAAACUUUGCAAUUUCAGAUGCACUAAAAUUCGCCUCAAAAGUCUACAGCAUAUUUGAACCCUUUUUAUCGCCAACUUACUUUUUUUUAGAUAGCAAAAAGCAUUUACGACUCGGUGAAGCAGGCGUCCAACAAGACCGAGCUCCCCAAAUGGCAAAACACCAUCGAAAGCCUCAAAACCAACGGCAAAGCGCUGAAGAAGAAGCGCAAAGACAUUGAGGACACUAGCGAUGAGAGUCUGGCCACUAUGGGGCUGCAGGGUCUGAAGCGGCAGGUCAACCGCAAUGACAUCCAGUUCGAAGGCGAGUUGGAGGACAUCCAAAAAGACCCCGCCAAACUCAAGCGACUCAUGGCCGAAAUCAAGAAGAAGAAGGGAAACACCCCGGAGGCAAAGGUCAUGGACAUUGUGCGCAGUGCGAUGGAGAUGGGCUACAAUAUCGCGGGGCAGAACACGUCGAGAUUCUACAAUAGCACGAUGAGAAUUGCGUCGCCCAAAUUUUUGGAGCUCUUCCCGGAUAGUGGAAAUGAUACGGUAGGUAGAAAAGUGGUUGUAAUCAAACUAUCAGUCCGUCGGGAAAAUAACGACCACUCUGUCGAAUCGAAAAUCGCAUCGCCGCCGAAAAAAUGAAUCGUGUUGCGAUGAAAUCAAGUUGCUUUUCACACGCGAUUGGAACAGCGAGAGUGCGCUCAUUAUUUUUCCGACAGACUAAUACUAUCGAAAUUGGAUGUCUGUCGGGAAAAUAAUAUGAGAGAAAAAAGGUAAUUUUAAACCCUGCGGGUUCUUGCCUUUUUGCGCUGCCUCUAUACAAAAUAAAAAAUAUCUUCGUUAUGGAAAGCUUCGUUGUAUAGAGGCUUUUUCGACGAAAAAGUGCCUCUAGGAAUGCCUGUAAGUGUUCGCUAGAGACAGGUUUUGUUACACAGGAAUAAGCCUAAGGUGCCAAUAUAAAUUUGCUUUCAGGUGAACCUAAUAUCCCCAUCGUUAUUCGCUCUUCACGAAAGCGACGAUCCAAUUGAGAAUCUGACAAGUAUUCCCAAUUUGCUCAAAGGGUUUGGCCUUCAAGAGCACCAACUGUGGCUUGAUGUCAUCAUGGAAGCGGCUGGGGUCAAUGAUAAAUCGGAGGACAUCGAAAAGGCAGGCAUUUUUUCAUAAACUUAGUCUGAGCAUUUGUCCAAAAAACAGUGAAAUGCACGGUGCAAAAUGGUCUUUUUUGUGCAAAUGCGCGACGCGACAAAUGCCCAUGCACUUUAUGAAAAUACUGAUCAAAACCCGACAGAAAUCAAGCGUAAAUGUUUUUACAAACGGAAUUAAAAGUGCAAAACCACCCUUUCCUUUAAAAAAGACACGAAUCUUAAAAGUGAAAACAAAAAAAAUCACCGACGUUUUCUUGGGUUUUCGGGUUUCUGCUCUGAUGUUUGAGCGGCGAACCGGCGGCGCGCGGCGUGCAGGCUCCGGAAUGAUGAUUGAUCUGCGUCUCGCGACGUUUUUUAAAAACCCCACCGUCAACUGUUGAUCUUUCAGGAGCUCAAGGAGGCCGGCAAGAACCAAACCGCGCAAAUGGUGGACAUGAUGAAGGAGAUGGUGGACGAAAACAAUGUCCCAUUGUACCCGACCGAGCAGAACGCCACCGAAUGGGGCGAGUCGCAGGCGGUCUUUGACUUCUGGACCAAAGUGCGCGAUUCCUACACGAAGGAUCAGUUGCGCGAACUCAAUCACACCGGCUAUGCAAUUUUGAACAAGGAACAGAUUACGCUGCUGUACGGGCCCGAGUCCAGACUCUACAAUAAGACCAAAUAUGAGCGGCUGAUGAGUAUGAAUGAGGAGGAGAUUCAUGAGGAAAUGGAGAACCAAAUUCAAAUGAUGGCAGAGAUGGAGAGCUUUAAGCUCCGCAAAAAAGACGUCGUUUUGUCAGCAACAUUGUUCACGUGGGUCGUACUCAACCCCACCACAACAUCACAGCCCUUUAUUUUGGCCCCACUGCUUUUCGACCCGAUUAUCCUGUCGCCCUCGAUCUACGGCGCUGUAAUCUUAACGCCUUGGGUGUUUGUCCCGUUCGUCUUGUCCCCUCGUGUUUUGGGUUGCAUUAUCCUAGCCCCAUGGCUGUUCUCCCCUCUAAUUCUAACUCCCAUCGCACUCCAUCCUGCUAUUCUGUCGCCCGGCCUUUUCAAUCCCCUAAUCUUGUCGCCUCUAGUACUGGUACCCUUCAUUUUGUCGCCUCAAGUUUUCACACCAAUCAUCUUGAGUCCAUUGUGUUUGGACCCGGUAAUUUUGAAUCCGCUAGUCGGAUCCCCUCUAAUUUUAUCGCCUUUUGUCCUAACUCCCACCAUUUUGUCGCCGCAUUUCCUCGGAGGACUGAUUAUGAGUCCUUACGUGCUCUCACCUGUCUUGUUAUCACCGUUAACGGCCUUUGUGGCCUUGUUGUCUCCUAGUUGGCUUAGCUAG